This is a messenger RNA of Knipowitschia caucasica, 525 nucleotides long. The record is from the annotation of a GenBank genome assembly. Lineage: Eukaryota; Metazoa; Chordata; Actinopteri; Gobiiformes; Gobiidae.
AUGGGCAGGAUCAUUUUUUACGAAGACAAAAACUUCCAAGGCCGUCGGUAUGAGUGUGACAGUAACUGCUCUGACUUCCAAGCCUACCUGAGCCGGUGCAACUCCAUCCGGGUGGAGAGCGGGGCAUGGGUGGUGUAUGAGAGGCCCAACUACAUGGGCUAUCAAUAUGUGGUGAAGAGAGGGGACUAUCCAGAUUAUCAGCGCUGGAUGGGUGUUAAUGACCGCAUCAGCUCCUGCAAGAUGAUCCACUUUGCUGGUGAAACUUCUUACAAAAUGCAGCUGUAUGAGAAGGCAGACUUCGGAGGCCAGGCCUUCGAGACAAGUGACGACUGCCCCUCACUACUUGAGAAACUCCACUGGAGAGAAGUUUGUUCCUGCAAGGUGUUUGAUGGUUGGUGGGUUUUCUACGAGCAUGCAAACUACCGUGGACGUCAGUAUUUUCUUGAGAAGGGAGAGUACCGCAGGCCUGGGGACUGGGGAGCGGCCAAUGCAGCAGUUCAGUCCUUCAGACGCUUCACGGAGUGA